AUGGGUGCUAUUAUUGAGCACCCAGGCUCGACUGCCGAACAGCUUGACCUGAUCAGCAGCAAAGACACCGAAAAAAUCAAGUCUUGGACAGGUUCUCUCCCACCAAAAACGGACAGUUGCGUCCACCACCUCAUCACUCGACGACGCAAGGAUCAGCCGGACUACCCAGCAAUCUCGGCAUGGGAUGGAAAUGUCACAUACGCAGAGCUGGAUGAUAUGUCAUCACGCUUGGCCAAGCACUUAUCCCGUAUGGGCGCUCAGCCGAAGCAGAGGAUUCCACUGAUAUUCGAAAAGUCGAAGUGGGCGAUUAUUGCAAUGCUCGGUGUCAUGAAGACUGGCGCCGCCUUCUUCUUUCUUGACCCCUCCUACCCGAAGACUCGACUCAGGACAAUUGUGAAGAGCACUCAGGCGCAGAUCAUUGUUUCUUCAGCGGCACAAAGACAAAUAGCGGCCUCUUUGGUAAAACAAGUUGUUUGCGUGGAUGACUCUCAGGAUUUCUGGUCAACUCACAACACUUCAGACUGGUCUUACGAAGAAAGCCAUCCGACAGAUCCAUUGUACAUCGUCUUCACCAGCGGAUCCACUGGAACACCCAAAGGCGUCUUGGUAGAGCAUUUCGCAUUUGCAACGCGAGCGAAUGUUGCGGGUCCACUAUUGCGACUUAACGAGAGGCCGCGGGUGCUACAGUUCUCAUCUUUUGUCUUUAGCGCUGCUCAUACCGAUAUUCUCACUGCACUUAUCUGGGGCGCGUGUUUAUGCGUGCCAUCCGAAAUGGAGCGGAAGAACAAUCUUUCAUCGUUCAUGUCGUCUUACGACAUCUCAUGGGCUGCUCUUACUCCAACCAGUCUGAAGGUUCUGACACCCUCAGACGUGCCAUCCUUGAAGUUUCUUGCACUCCAAGGAGAAGCAGUUCACCCCUCAUGUCUCAAGAAAUGGGCCUCCCAUGCGCAGAUCGUGUCCCUGUAUGGGCUCAGUGAGGGGAUGGGUGCUACUAUCCUGCAACCGCAGCUUACAAGUCAUAUGAAUCCGCUCAACAUCGGGCAUCCUGUCGCGGGUAGGGUGUGGCUGACACACAUCAAUGAUCGCAACAAGUUGGUCCCUGUUGGAGUCGUUGGUGAAAUCGUACUCGAAGGACCUGCUUUAGCCAGAGGCUACAUCGCAGCUUCUGGGAACGACAACGCCAGAUUCCUGACGUCUACAGCAUGGUUUCGUGCAUGUGGAAAGCUCGAUCAAACUCGUCUCUACAAAACAGGGGAUCUCGGAAGAUACGAUGCAGUCGACGGGACGAUCGUCUACGCCGGGAGGAAGGACAUAACGCAGAUAAAAGUUCAUGGUCAAAUGGUCGAUUUGCAAGAGGUUGAAAUAAGACUCAAAGAAAUUUUACGAGACAUGCAAUCGGAGCCGGCGCAGGCCUUAGUCACGGCGGUACUCCUCGCUGGAGAGGCGACACCAAGGAUAUUGGCAUGCAUCGAGAUACCAAAAGUUGCAUGUUGCGACAAGACUGACCUAACUUGUCCGCCCCAGCUUAUUCCUCUGUCGUGGAGGCACUUGAAAGAAAGACUGGCCACUUUGUUGCCGGCCUUUAUGGUCCCUUUCACCUUCAUACCGAUCACGCACAUACCGCAAACCCUUACAGGCAAACGAGAUAAUAAGGGCAUCCAAGAGAGGCUCAUGAAAUUGAGCCUCGUCGACCUUCAAGCUUACAAUCUCGUAGACGGAAAGAACGGAGCGCCAAUUGGGAGAUCGGAGAUUGAAUUACGGUCAUUAUGGGAACGCGCUUUAGAUCAGAAAGACAUUGCAAUAGGCCGGCAGAGCAAUUUCUUCGAGCUCGGCGGCGACUCCGUUGCGGCCAUGGUACUAGCCGGCCUGGCCCGAGGCCAUGGAAUUCGUCUCUUGGUUGAGAACAUCUUACAGAGUCCGGUCCUUUGCGAUCAGGCCAAGCUUAUAUCUUCCAGCGAGGCAUUGGUCGAGCGGAGUCAUGGUGCACGGAAUUCUAUACCUGCAUUUUCGUUGGUUACAGACGAGACUCACAAAGCGAUUCUGGACAUAAUGCAGCAGCAGCACGGGCUUGCCGCUGAUCAGAUCGAGGACUGUUAUCCCUGUACAGCGAUCGGAGAAGCAAUGGCUGUUGAGACUCUGAAAUCCGCGCAAGCCUUCGUUUCGCAGACUAUAUUUCGCCUUCGCGAAGACACAUGCGAGGAAAAAUACUUUGCGGCAUGGGAGAAGGUCAUGAAAUGUAACCCAGGUCUUCGUGCCAGAAUAUUUCAGACCAGUCAAGGCAUGUUCCAGGCGAUUAUGCAAUCACAUCAUUUGAGCUGGUCUAGGAGUGACGAGCUGGACAAAUACCUGGUGGAAGACAAGUCGGUGGAAAUGAACAUCAGCAGCCCUUUGGUCCGAUUCGCAUUCAUCAAAAAUGGUUCAGAGGCCCCAUACUGCGUACUAACUAUGCAUCAUGCUGUAUUCGACCUCUGGUCUUUGAGACUAGUCGUGAAACAGGUGGCCGAUGUCUACAGUGGAUUUGAUAUACCUACCACGCCAUUUUCUCCUUUCGUUCAGUACAUCACAAACAGACGACAGGAGUCCAGGGCUUUCUGGACCUCGAGGCUAAAAGGCUACGAAGCCACGACAUUUCCGCGGAUUCCACCUGGGAUUGGCAGGCCUUCGCCUCGACAUCUCACUGAAACAAUUGACAUCGCGGACCGCAAUGGACAUUUCCGGCAUGUGACAUUGUCGAACCUCGCUCGAGCGGCCUGGGCGAUUACUAUUUCACACUCCUUAGGCACUGAGGAAAUAUGUUUCGGUGCAGUAGUCAAUGGACGAGGGGCUGAUUUGGCGGGUGUCGAUCGAAUGACAGGUCCUACGCUUGCUACAGUUCCGGUUCGAAUGCUGCUACCCCGGUCAGCUGUCAUUCGUGACAUUGUAGAGAAUUUCCAAAAAGAUGCCGUCGAGGCUAUUCCAUACGAACAGCUCGGCUUGGCUGAAAUUACCCAGCUAGGUGAUGGGGCUCGUGCGGCUUGCUCUUUUCAAUCUCUUCUUGUCGUCCAGGGCAAGACUGAGAUCGAGCCCUCUCAUCUAAUGCAAUCGAUCGGAGACAUGAGACUCGAACAACUCAAAGCUUUUGGAACCUACGCAAUGACGUUGGUUUGCCAAACACACGAAGAUGGGAGAUCUCUCGGCGCUCAAAUUUUGUUUGAUGACAGAAUCGUCUCGACGUCGUCCGCCCAAGGAUAUCUCGAGCACUUUGCUCAUGCUUUUGCCUCCAUCACCUCGCAUCCAGAUACAACAAUCGCUUCUGUACCUUCCAUAACGACGCAGGACCUCGCCAAAAUACAGUGCUGGAAUAGCUCCAUACCAAAAGCGGAGCAUCGCCGUAUACACGACUUUGUGCUUAAACACUGCAAUUCCAUCCCUGCUGCUGACGCUGUCUAUGCCUGGGACGGAUCUUAUACUUACCAUGAUCUUUGGAUGAGGUCAUGCGAGUUGGCGCAUGUACUGAUUGACAAAGGAGUGACUGCGUCGGAUAUUGUCCCUAUAUGCAUGACGAGGAGCAAGCUGGUGCCUGUUGCAAUGCUUGCAGCAGGAAUAGCAGGCGCAUCGUUUACACUUCUGGACAUUUCGCACCCAGUGGCACGAAUUCAUACGCUGCUUAAGCUCAUCGAUGCAAAGUUGGUGGUUUCGGAAUCUUCUUGCUCGAAGAUGGACGCACUCCAAGAAAUUAUCCCAGUCGUCGACUGUGGUCUUGAUGUGAGCACGAUUAGGGCAAUGUCGCCCGAGUCCCAGGACGCGACUGAGCGCCUUUAUGUUGCCUGGACGUCAGGCUCGUCAGGGACACCCAAGGGAGCGAUGGUCUCGCAUGGGUCUUUCAUCGCCGCUGCUUCCUCGUACUUGGAACCAUUCCGGUUGGAUCGAGGAUCCAGAUUUCUUCAGCUAUCGUCUCACGCCUUUGACGGAAGUAUCCUAGAGACCUUCGCCACAUUCAUGGCGGGCGGAUGUAUUUGCAUUCCAUCCGAGCACGAUCAGCAAAACCUGCUUAGUGCCACAAUCAACGACUUGCGUAUCAGCCAUCUCUUGAUCCCGCCCACACGAGCCCGACUACUGCAGCCGCGAGAUCUGCCCUCAGUCCAGACUGUGAUUUUGGGAGGGGAGGCGGUAAAUAGGAAGGACAUCCGUACGUGGAAGGAUAGCUGUCAUCUGGUCAUUGCAUAUGGACCUGCUGAAUGCUCCAUUGUCUCAACGGUCCAAGAGUGUCCUGAGGAGGAGGAUGAAAUGUCCAUCGGUAACGCCGUCAGCGGAGCAUGCUGGAUCGUAGAUCCCACUGAUCAUAAUAUCCUGAUGCCCAUCGGCUCGAUUGGCGAGCUCGUCGUUGAGGGGCACAAUGUAGGCCUGGGUUAUUUGCAUGAUCCCAUCAAAACACGGACCAGUUUCGUUGAAUAUCCCAAAUGGCUUCAACAGUUGCGAAACGGCACAAGGACGCGCUUGUAUAAGACUGGAGAUCUUGUUCAGUACUACUCAAAAGAUCGUAUGCGAUACAUCGGCCGGAAAGACGAGCAGAGAAAGUUGAAUGGGAUGCGCAUCGAGUUGGCUGAGGUUGAAAGAUCACUUUACGAAGAGAUUUUGAAUUCUACCAUCGUGCGAACCGUUGUGGUUGAAUUGAUUGAGCCUUCGGUCGAAGACGGGAGACUCAUCAUGGCUGCCUUCAUGGAACUUGAUCCAAAUUCGACGGAUUCGCGGCUAUUGAAUGGAAACGUGCCACACCUGUUGAGACCGUCCGAGGAGUUUCGAUCCCUUUGUUCGUACGCACGCUCGAGACUCAUGGGGCGACUACCCAGACACCUUGUCCCAGCAGUAUUCCUACCCUUAAACUCCAUGCCUCGAACAGAGUCGCAGAAAGUCAGUAGGGGGAAGUUGAAGGAUCUCUGCUCUCUACUCUCGGAGAGCGAGUGGAGCUUGUACACCCGCUUGACCACUCGCGAGGUCUGUCGUCCAUCUACGGAAAAGGAGAUCCUUUUGCACAAACUCAUUACGAAAGUCCUCAGAACUGAGGAUGUUGAGAUGAGCGACAUAUUCACCCAGCUAGGCGGAGAUUCGAUUGCAGCUAUGCGACUGAGUGCGUUGGCGCGUGAGCACUGUCAGCUGUUGACAGUAGCCGAGAUUCUCUCCCACAUUCAACUGUUCAAGCUCGCGGCUAAAAUGCAAGACAUCUGGAACGAGCAAUACAAGGUGCCACAUUUUGGACUGCUUGAGAAUAGCGAGCACGAUAACUUGCUAGCUGAAGCCAGUCAGGCCUGCAGCAUACCACAAGAGGAUAUUGAAGAUGUGUACUCGUGUACAUCAUUUCAGGAGCAAAUCUUCGAGUACAGCGUCGCGAAGCCCGGGUCAUAUGUGGGAUUCUUCGAGUAUCAACUAUCAGAGACAGCUGAUAUUAGCCGCUGGAAAGCAGCAUGGCGUGCUGUCUACGACGCAAACCCGAUACUGCGGACUCGAAUCUUCACGUCAGGUGGAAGAACUUUCCAAGUAGUCCUGCGGAGUGACUUUCAUUGGACUACUAUCGACGCAGCUAAUGUUCUAGAAAUUCCACGAGUCAGCUGCGGGAAACCACUAUCAUACCUCAGAGUCGUCGAGUCACCGAACAAUGUUACCACUCUUGUCUUUGUGGUACACCACGCGCUGUAUGAUGGCUGGACGCUGCCUGUGAUAUCGCAUCAAGUGGAGUCUGCAUUGCUCGGACACAAAUUACCCGUGCGUCAAUUUUCACCUUUUGUGAAAUACAUCCAAGAUCUCGAUGUUUCUGCGGCAGAGGAAUACUGGCGAGCGAACCUCGAAGGUUUUGGCCGAAAGCAUUUCCCGGUACUCCCGUGCGACGACUAUAUACCGGACCCAGCAGCUGAAAUGGAUCGUACGAUCCCUGUAAAGUCGUUCCCUAUUGCCAAAGCUUCAGCAGUGAAGCUUGCCUGGGCGGUAGUCAUCGCGCAUCACUCACAAUCAAAAGAUGUCGUCUUCCUGAAUUGUUCCUGGGGACGGGACGCCCAGGUCCACGAUAUCACCAAGAUCGUUGGACCGACAUUGUGUGAGUAUCCAUUCCGGUUUUCAAUCACGCUCAGCUCUACACUUCAUGAUGCAAUGCAGCACGUUGGAAAGCAAUCCCAACAAGUGCUACCAUUCCAGAAUGUCGGCUUGCGAAGUAUCUCUCGAUUCAGUGAUGAUGCUGCUGCGGCUUGCCGCAGUUCAAACUCUCUGGUCAUCCAUCCGCCUGCUGGCACAUCUGUAUCGAACAAAUGGCUUGAGUACAAAGGGCCUCGGAAACCUGAAGGACAGGCAAUCGAAGCUCUGGGUGUCAUCUUGGAGUGCUCAUUGUCCGAGUUGUCGAUUGGAGCACAUCUUGAGUAUGAUGAGCGUCUGAUUCCACAUGAGCAAGCGAAACAGAUAUUGGCUGAUCUCGAGCACGUCUUGAAGUCAAUAGAGCAGUGUGCUACUCGUGGCUCCAAUUUGGUUGUAGAUCUACUCACGAAAUAGUUCCGAAAUAUAUGACGCGGGUUCGCCUACAGAGGUCAGAAAUUCAAUAUAGCUCGAAGGUUGUUGAUGGCGACAUGCACCACCAAAAGCCCUCCAGAGACUUGUCAAAGAGAUUAGCGUAGGGUCGAAUGUGGACUCUUGUCCCCGGCAGGUGUCGAGUAUGAUGCUGUUGGCAGGUCGGCUGCAAACUCUAGCUGUGUUGCUACGAUGGUGUUGACAUGCAUGUUCCAUCCGGAAAGCAGGCUGUCUCGGUGUCGACCCGGAAGCCCAAGAUCAUCAAGCAAAGAAGUGCAUUGCAUUGCAUCGUCCGUGAAUCGAGAAUCAAAACCCUCUGUAAAUAGAAGUCGCGAGAAGACUCUUAGACUGAAGUAUCGAGCGACC
Messenger RNA from Cercospora beticola, 6894 nucleotides. RefSeq lists its product as uncharacterized. Lineage: Eukaryota; Fungi; Ascomycota; Dothideomycetes; Mycosphaerellales; Mycosphaerellaceae. Gene Ontology annotation, molecular function: phosphopantetheine binding; catalytic activity. Gene Ontology annotation, cellular component: cytoplasm. The record is from RefSeq and is a predicted model, not a curated record. Gene Ontology annotation, biological process: amino acid activation for nonribosomal peptide biosynthetic process; secondary metabolite biosynthetic process.